Pygocentrus nattereri (red-bellied piranha) is the source of this 3372-nucleotide messenger RNA. It is a transcript of the gene tm9sf2, whose product is annotated as transmembrane 9 superfamily member 2. The transcript has 17 exons. The record is from RefSeq and is a predicted model, not a curated record. The coding region runs from base 153 to 2135 and encodes 660 amino acids. Gene Ontology annotation, cellular component: membrane. Lineage: Eukaryota; Metazoa; Chordata; Actinopteri; Characiformes; Serrasalmidae. Gene Ontology annotation, biological process: protein localization to membrane.
CGUGCAGCGGGUGACGUGUCUGUGUGAGCGAAGCGGCGGCGUCCUGCUCGCUCUCCCUGCGGAUGAGCGGCUUCUGACGGCGAACACAUCGGAUUUCUCCGCGCCCGAGGCUGGGUGUCUUUUGAAUGAAGCGUUAGGUCGUCGACUGAGCCAUGAUGUUCGUCUUUCUGCGCGUCCCCUGCGUCUUUUUCGUCCUUUUUCUAGGGGCGCCGUCUCUGCUGCGGCAGGCGGCUGGGUUUUAUCUUCCGGGUUUGGCGCCUGUCAGUUUCUGUGAAAAACCUUCAGAAGGAGACGAAAGCGCGAGAGAAUGCCAGGACAAGAUUGAGCUGUUUGUGAACAGGUUGGAUUCGGUGGAGUCAGUCCUGCCAUACGAAUACACAGCGUUUGAUUUCUGCACUGUUGAUGCUGAGAAGCGGCCCUCAGAAAACUUGGGCCAGGUGCUCUUCGGAGAGAGAAUUGAGCCUUCUCCAUAUAAGUUUUCCUUUAAGCAGAAGGAGGAAUGUAAGCAUGUGUGUACCAAGUCUUACAACACUGAAAAGGCAGAAGAUAAAGCCAAUCUGGACUUCCUUAAGAAAGGCAUGCUUCUUAACUACCAGCACCACUGGAUUGUGGAUAACAUGCCUGUGACCUGGUGUUAUGACGUUGAGGAUAAUCAGAAGUUCUGUAACCCCGGGUUUCCCAUUGGAUGCUAUGUCACAGAAGCCGGCCGACCCAAAGACGCCUGCGUUGUCAAUUCGGACUUCAAUGACAAGGACACCUUCUAUAUCUUCAACCAUGUGGACAUCACCAUCUACUACCACAUAGUGGAGAGUGAGACCGCUGUUGCCCGGCUGGUUGCUGCCAAGAUGGAACCGAAGAGCUACAAGCAGGCUAAGCCCGAUACUCCAGACUGCACAGGGCCUCCCAUGAGCCUCAGCAACAAAUUCAAAGGAGAAAUCAGCAUCCCUUACACCUACUCUGUACAGUUUCUGGUGGAGCAAAAUAUUCGAUGGGCCUCUCGUUGGGAUUAUAUUCUCGAGUCAAUGCCUCACACCAACAUCCAGUGGUUUAGUAUAAUGAACUCCCUGGUGAUUGUGCUGUUCCUGUCUGGUAUGGUGGCUAUGAUCAUGUUGCGGACACUGCACAAAGAUAUUGCACGCUACAACCAGAUGGAUUCAGUGGAGGAUGCUCAGGAGGAGUUUGGCUGGAAGUUGGUUCAUGGCGAUGUGUUCCGGCCGCCACGCAAGGGCAUGCUGCUGUCCGUGUUCCUUGGCUCUGGCACACAAAUCUUCAUCAUGACCUUCGUCACCCUCUUUUUUGCGUGUCUAGGUUUUCUCUCUCCAGCGAACCGUGGUGCUCUGAUGACCUGUGCGGUGGUGUUAUGGGUGCUGCUUGGAACUCCAGCUGGUUACGUUGCUGCCCGCUUCUACAAGUCGUUUGGAGGGGAGAAGUGGAAGACUAAUGUGCUUCUGACAGCAUUCCUGUGUCCCGGGGUUGUCUUUGCUGACUUCUUUCUGAUGAAUCUGAUCCUGUGGGGUGAGGGCUCUUCGGCUGCCAUGCCCUUUGGCACACUGGUGGCCAUCCUGGCACUCUGGUUCUGCAUCUCCGUCCCACUCACUUUCAUCGGAGCUUACUUUGGCUUUAAGAAGGCUAGCAUUGAGCACCCAGUGCGCACCAAUCAGAUUCCUCGUCAGAUUCCUGAACAGUCUUUCUACACUAAACCUCUCCCCGGCAUCGUGAUGGGUGGGAUCCUGCCGUUUGGAUGUAUCUUCAUCCAGCUCUUUUUCAUCCUCAACAGUAUCUGGUCACAUCAGAUGUAUUACAUGUUUGGAUUCCUCUUCCUUGUCUUCAUCAUCCUGGUUAUCACCUGCUCUGAAGCCACCAUCCUGCUCUGCUACUUCCACCUGUGUGCUGAGGAUUAUCACUGGCAGUGGCGCUCGUUCCUUACCAGUGGCUUCACGGCGGCUUAUUUCUUGGUGUAUGCUGUACACUACUUCUUCUCCAAACUACAGAUUACUGGACUGGCCAGCACCAUCCUGUACUUUGGCUACACCAUGAUCAUGGCCCUCAUCUUCUUCCUCUUCACAGGAACGAUUGGAUUCUUUGCCUGUUUCUGGUUUGUUACAAAAAUCUACAGCGUGGUUAAAGUGGACUGACUAAGCUCAACCAAUCACAGCCUAGACUGUACUUGCCUCUUACCAACAGGAUGCCCCUGGGUGAGCAGCAAGAGCGCUGUUGAAAAAUACGUCCCAUUGCCCCAGCUAACUAACGGCUGAAAGCUAGGUUCUACAAAUCUUCAGCUUCCAUUGGAGUGCGCGCGUGUGUAAAAACGCGUUUCAAUUUGUGAUUUCACACACAUGCUUAUAAAAACAGCACUCAUAACAGCAACAUGUUCAACAAAGAGCACACACAGCCACCAUUUUACAUUUUCCUCAACCAAUUGCAGGAUUAAAAUUUCAAAUUGAAAUUUGUAAAUAUUUUUUUUUGGCUAAGCGCAUCAACUGCAGACACAGGUAGCUGACAUGUUGAGCUGUUGCAGAAGUAUGAUUUUGUAAAUAUCUUGGUUUUUUCCAUAAAUGCUGAAAAAUGUCCAAAAAGCAGCAUUGAAAAGAAGACAGGCUGUGAGUUGUUUUUGUUUUUUUUUUUUUUUUUUUUGUUUUUUUUUUGUGGGGGGUGGGGUGGGUGUGGGUUGUUCUCUCUUCACAUUAUCAGUAAUGUUUCAGCGAUGCUCGUGUGUUAUUAACCAGAGAGGUUACUAUACUUUUAUUUAACACUUACUACUUUGUUUUAAUUUUAGUUUGUACUGUCUUGCUAUUCAUUUUCGCCUCAACACUCUUGUUUGUGCCUCUUGAUCAUAUGGAGUGGGGAAUUAAAGAAGGUCACCAUAAUGUGCUAAUAGUGAAUAAAGCUGGUGGGUGCUGAGUAGCUUGAUUAUGCUAAAUAGACUCACCUAACUUUAGUUCAGUGUUGGCAAAGCUUUUCUUGAUUAAAUGUUUCUGUGCGAGCCCUCGGUGCACAUGUAUAAACGAUCUCUGAUCUGUGAUCAGUUUUUGCCUUUCAUGUCCUGGUGAAUGCAGUUGGACGUUGAGGAGCUGGUCAGAGAUUAUUCAUACAUGUGGACCAUUUUCCCCUUUAUGUUGACUUGUACACAUUAGACUGGGAGAAGUAAUCAGUCUGUAUGUGGUUAUACUUGGUUUGAUAUCUUUGUUUUUGUUUCUGGGCCAUGUACAUAUGCAGACUAUGUAAGCAUAUAUGAGUAUAACUUAUAAUGGUUUGAUUUACAGUGACCUGUUUUUUUUCUUCACCAAUUUGAAAUAAUGAAGAAGGGGAAAACGAUGAAUGUUAGAAAUAAAAGUAUUUCCCUGUCUCAAAUAAAAUUAAGACUUUUUACUU